AUGGAGCCAGCUGAUCGGAUGCAGCUGCACUGCCAUUGCCAAGAAAGUUGUGUAGAGAGGUUGCAGCAGGUUCCAGGACGUCUCUUGGCACACCGCUUCCAGUUGUUCUGUGCUGGGCUUCGAGAGGUGCUGAAUCAAGCUGGGCAGCAUGACUAUCGAGCACCAUGCUUUGUGCAUCCCAGCUUCGACGGCAUGCUGGUUCAAUUCCUGUAUGCGGAUGACGAUGUGAUUCAGUGCAUAGCGUUGACCUUCCCAGAGGACAACCCGAUUCGCUUCGUCAUGCAGGGACCCGAGCCCGCAGGGAACUUUGCAGGUCGGACCGGCGACUACCUAGAGCCCGUGCAAUGGUCCAUGUGGGCUCGACCAAUGGGGAUAGUCUUUGUUGAGAUUGUGCAUCAUCCUGCACUGGAGCACCAUGGUAGGGCCGUGGAUCAUUUUGUAUCAUUCAUGUGUCCUCGUCCAACAAACUUAUCCACAGCCAGAGGCAGAGCACCCGGAGCACUCCAUGUAAGGAUGACUGGCACAGGAACACUGGCAAACCGUUUUUGGCCGUUGGUGCAGGCAAGCGGCCUGACUGAACCUACUCAUACCGGUGAGUGUGCCCGCAAUGUUGCUCGCCUGCUGCAGUACCCGGUGAAGGAGUUUCGCUACACAGUCACAUUGAAUGAAAUCCACAUUGAAUCCGCGAGUGAUGAAAAUCCCGGUGGAGUCCGGCUUACUUGCGCCAACGAACUGAUUCCUGAACAGCUUGCUUUUGCAGAAGUGGCAUUCGAAGAGGCAAGUAGAACAGACGAGCAAGAACCAUUGAGCGCAGUGACAUACCGUCUCGUCCUUGAAGUGUUGGGCAGCACAGGGAAUUUGCCAAUGCUGCAGCGCCAAAUUGUGAACAACGCUCUCCAGAACCACCUCUUGGAUGAUCGUGGGGUAAAAAUAUUAAAUGACAAGGCAGAAACGACGCUGAGGCCAAUGUCCUUCUCCCCUUCUGUACACCUCGAACUGAUCCUGGUCAUACGGUGCAGCCAUGCUGGCCUGCGUCCUAUGGAGAUCCGAUCAGCUGCCUCAUUUGCAAGCCGCUACCUCGGAGACACAGAGGACUGCCAGCCGCUGCCAGCCUUGAAGACAUUCAUUGCCAGCAACCAUUUGAAUGUUUGGAUUGCACAGUUUUAUGAGGAGAUGCUGACGACCAUCUUCAAAGGCGCUCAUGAGCACCCAGAUGUACCACAUGUCAUGAUCAUUGAGGAGAUCGAAGCUCUUGCAGAGACACGUAGCAGCGAAAUUGACAAGACCAAGAACGUGCUACUCUUGUGCACCACGAAUCGGCGCGCUGCUUUGGACCCAGCCUUCACACGUGUUGGACGCGUGUCUGUGGAGAUCUUUUGUGGAAAGCUCAAUGCAGAAAAAGCUACAGAUCUUAUUCAUUCAACGUUCACCAAGUUGGGCUUUGCAGCUUUGAUAAAAGAAGAGCUUGACCAUGAGCUCAGGGAGAAUCAGGUGCUGCUGACGAACCUUUCCGGGGCACAGGUGCGUGGCCUUGCAGAGAAUGUGUUGCGGGGUUAUCAGGAGCAAGGGUUGAUUGUGAGGCAACUCACGGCAAGCGACAUCAUUAAUCACCUGAAAGGGGCGCUGCACAAUUUGAUCGGAUCAUCCAACGACCCUGACCUCUUCUCGUUUUCGUCUGGUGAUGCAGGAGCCAUGUUUGCAGAUCAGAAAAGUGAGCAGUACCUGCUGGAAUCGUGCGAAAACGGGAGGUUGAGCGGCCGCAUGCUUCACCAUCGUGAGCAUGUGUGGGUAGAAGGACAGAAACAAGCAGUACGGGAGUUGGCGCUAAAGGAGCCCAUCAAGGGACCAGCAGCUGUUUACCACUUGGCCCUGCUGUUGCAGAAGAUCUCAAGGGCAAACACUGCAACAGUAGUUGACAGUCGGCGCAAAGAGUUCCUGCAACAUGACAAAUCCCCAUUUGACCUGGUUGUCGAGUGCAGCGAGAACGCACGUGACCGGGGCACUGUAGUGAUUGUGGACGUGGAUGAUUUGGCUGGAAUCAUGGUGGACCAGCAGACCCAGCGGGGUUCAUCCAGGCAGAAGGCUGAAGGCGGAAUGCAAGAGACCACUGCUCAGUCUUUCCACGUUGCAAGAGAACAUGCCUUGCAAAAUAUCAUUUCUUUUAGCCGUUCUCUAGCGCAGCGUGUCCAGCCCAGUGGCAAUACGUUCUGUCUUUGUGUGCUGAGCACAGCGCAUCCUUUCAUUCUUCGUCGCUUGGGUCAUGGAAUGAUAUUCGGGCUGCCAGAAGCUCCUUUCAACCCGCCCUUGUAUUCACAGUUGGGCUACGAGGUCUUGGACUCCACAGGGGUAUCCAAAGUGCAACGUGUGCAAAGUGGGCAGGACGGUUUCAUCCCUCUGGUUUCACCUUUAGUGGCCAAAGAUGCCGAGCCUCUCCUUGUGGAGGUCACCAUACAUAGCAUUAAAGACGACUUGGAGUUUGGAUUCACCUCACCUGUGAAUGUGCCCUCCGGCACCCUGGUUUCCUCCAAAUCAGCAGCCACCCUGACGUGGAAGGAGUGGCAUUUACAUUCUCGUGGUCAAUCCAAGCCUUUGAAAGAGAAGCCAGAGCAACACCCAGACUUGCCCCAGGUCAUUUUUCUCAUUCAGCAAGAUUCUUGGUUGGCCGUUGGGUGGCUGUCGAAGGCCGGGGCUCCCAUACUUUCAGAAGAUCUCGGUGUUGACCUUGGUGGCGUUGCACAUCCUUUCAUUUCAUUGAAGACUCCAGCUGAUACUGCUUCUGUGAAGGUCUAUGGAGGGCUUGGCAACUUUCCUUUGCGCUAUUUAGAAGCAUACCAAAACGUUCUGGCAAAAGACCGUGGUGUCCUGGUUUUUGCUUUACCCUAUUCUGAAUAUUCUGAAAGCGCCAUGGAGAGGCUCCCAUGGUAUGAAGCAACCAUUCCUGAUGGUGUGCGAACAAUUCGCAUCACUGCUUGUGGUCCCGGAGGGCGUGGUGCGAAGGGAGUGGCGGACCAGAAGAAUGGGGCAGGUGGCGCAUCUGGCGCAGUGGUGGAUGCAACCUUUUCUGUCACUGCAGGAGCUAAGAAACUGUGUGUGGAAUUGGGCGCACAUCUUAACCCGAAAGACACAAACCUGAAGCCAGCUUCUUCUACAAAAAUUUAUGAAUCGGAGACGGGGCAGAGAGACAUUGCGAAUGUGCGGAGGGAUGUGUUGCUGGAAGCUGGUGGUGGAGGGCUUCAAGAUAUUGUGGGUGAGGGAUUUGCAAAAACUAGUGACUUUAUGCAGCUGACCAGCGCAGUUGUAAAAAAAGGCAAUCCUGGGGAAAAAGCGUCCCCCAUGAUGACUAAUUCAUGGGAGAACACUCCGAAUGGAGGGGCCGCUUCCUGGCCAAAAGAGAUCUUGGAAAUGAUUCAGAGGAAAUUCCCGGUCAUUGAUACCAAAAACUGCUAUGGCCAGACGCGACAACAGAGAUUCGUGCCGCAGAUUGGCGGCGGAGGCCCUGGUGGUUCCCAUAACGGGGGUGGUAUUCCGGGGGCUUUUACUGGAGCACCCGGCGCUUGCGUCAUUCAGUUUGACCCGCCUCCCCAAGCGACAGAAGGCAACUAA
Cladocopium goreaui is the source of this 3603-nucleotide messenger RNA. Lineage: Eukaryota; Dinophyceae; Suessiales; Symbiodiniaceae. The record is from the annotation of a GenBank genome assembly.